This is a messenger RNA of Doryrhamphus excisus (bluestripe pipefish), 1352 nucleotides long. It is a transcript of the gene sncgb, whose product is annotated as synuclein, gamma b (breast cancer-specific protein 1). Gene Ontology annotation, biological process: chemical synaptic transmission; synapse organization; synaptic vesicle endocytosis. Lineage: Eukaryota; Metazoa; Chordata; Actinopteri; Syngnathiformes; Syngnathidae. Gene Ontology annotation, molecular function: cuprous ion binding. The record is from RefSeq and is a predicted model, not a curated record. Gene Ontology annotation, cellular component: cytoplasm; neuronal cell body; axon terminus.
ACACACACACACACACACACACACAGAGUGACAUCUCCCAUCCUGCACUCUGCAUCACUGUCCUGCAGCAACACAGUCACACACGACUAACCAUCCAGGCCCAGUUUUUGGAGCAGGGGAGCCCAGUCCCGUUGUCGCCCCAAGAUGGAUGCACUCAUGAAGGGGUUCUCCAUGGCCAAAGAGGGGGUGGUGGCGGCCGCCGAAAAGACCAAAGCCGGCAUGGAGGAGGCUGCAGCCAAGACCAAAGAAGGGGUGAUGUAUGUCGGUAACAAGACCAAGGAGGGAGUUGUGUCAUCAGUCAACACGGUGGCCAACAGGACCGUGGACCAGGCCAACAUUGUCGCAGACACAGCCGUGUCCGGCGCUAACGAGGUGUCGCAGGCAGCCGUGGAAGGGGUGGAGAACGUCGCUGCUUCAACCGGGCUCCUGAACCAGGAGGAGUCUGCUGCCUACUUGCAGGGACAAUACGGGGGGAUGGAGCAAGGCGGCCAAGGUGGAGAGGAUUAUUAGCUCACAUCAGGACCUGUUCUCCGUGGCCUCUCGCUCUCCCAGACUCCAAUUCUUAUUUCUUACUCUUAUUUCUUGAUUUUUUUUUGGUUACUUUUCUUGGAACCAAACCCAAGCUGAUGGGACUCUUCCAGAUGCAACAGCAGCAGCACUCUGGCCCCCUCCCUGCCUCCUACCCAACGGUGUGUCACGUGUCGCCCUAAUUAUGCAGCCUUGUCUUGUUCCUGCAACCUUCUGACCCUCCACACACCAAUAUGCAUGAAACACACACAACGUGCAAACUGCCACACAGAGCAGAAGUAACAAUUAGGAAGACCACAUUGGCAAUAAGACGUCUACGGAAUUAAAGUAGCAAUAAGUAAUACUUCACACAGCCUGAACUAUGAAUACAUGUUAUUUUUAAUUUGUUGUGUACUUGUUUUGGUUUGCAUGGCAUUACAGUAUUGUAAUUUAUGUGUGUGUGUGGGUGUGCAAAAGGAGGAGUGAUGGGAUAUGUAGUUCUACUAGCACCAUUUCACUGUAACAAUACAAUAACACGCUCACUUGCUGUUGACCUGCCCAGCUUAUUAGUGUGUGUGUGUGUGUGUGUGUGUGUGUGUGUGUGUGUGUGUGUGUGCGCAUGGUAACAAGACCAGCAGAGUGUGUAUAUGUGAAUGGGAUGUGUCUGUUCUUAGCAUUACAAAUAGAUAACUGCAUGUUGCCUUAUUAAGCUAUACACUAACACACACACACACACACACACACACACACACACACACACGGCACCCUAUUUAGAUUGGCAUUGAUGCAAAGUUGCUGAUUUUAUAAAACUGUAUUCGUGAAAUAAAAUCUUUUGUUGGAAUUCA